GGGAUAUAUAGGAUGGGUGACGUCGUUGCAUGUUUGGUUGAGGAAUGAACCGAGAGAUCGCGCAAGCAUCGUCUUUUGGCUGUCAGCUCCAAGCGAGUGGCAGAGCUCAGUCGACGUUCAGUUCGGCUCAGCGAGGCCAGCAAAGAAGAAAGGGGAUUCCUUAAUGCGUGUGUCCGUGUGUGAGUACAGUAUUGUCCCACUCAGGACCUUUACUACUCGACCCCUCGUAACAUUAUUGUCUUGCUGAGAAACUACCUGCUUUUGGAUACGUGGAAAAAAAAAAUUAAGGUCCAUUCCUCGGAUCCCUUCUUUCUCUUUGAAACCCACGGUGUAGAAAAAAAUUUUUUUUUUUCAAUUGACAGGCCUAGAACCGCAUGGCCUUUCGAGAAACUAGUGACUUUAUUAAAGUGAGGGUGAAAUUAUGAUGAUUGUGAUCUUGGAGAAGAGGAAUGGGUACAGGUGACUUUAAGUGUAUUUUGUUUUUUGAAAUUAGGUUUGUAGAUUGCCAAGUGUCAAUGUGUGACGUCAUUGGAUUUAGCUGAAAUAAAUUUUUGUGAUAAUAAACGUUCAAGUUGUUGGUGGUUUUUGAGAUUGAAGAGCAGCAUAUUAAAGUGUAUUGUGUACUUUGCUUUUUUGUUUCAAUCCGACCUGCGAUAACAUCAACCUGGACCAUUAAAAAAAAUAUUUCGCACGUGACUAUUGGACCCGGUGCUGGCUGAAUUUUUACCAUUUGUGAUCUUGCUCCGCCGGACUUGCCUUUGGCGCUCUUACUCGUUACUUGUCCGCCGACUCGCCGUGCAUCACCCCUCCACCUGUCUGUCGUCCCCUACCCACUUUCAUCCCGUGACUCCCUCUCGCUGUCCUAUCCCCACCUGCCUUUUACACGCGCUUCCUUUAUUUACUAUUCGCCACCCUGUCAAACAACACGACGACGACGAUGACGACGACGACGACGAACUCCUGGUGAACGUCGAAUCGACUCACCUGCUGUUUGACAACAAUUCUCUAAAUUCGGUAUUGUCUUCAAUCGGUAUUGCGGACAUCGUUAUAAUACCGGAAAUUCACGGCCACUAUUUGCACCAUCUCCGAUCACGUGGCUUGCUCAACGGCGACGCUGUACGACAAUGUGCACGCCGCGCCGCUGUGCGGCUCCGGCGUGGGCCACCCUGGCUCCGUCACGCCGAUGGGGACAGCCACCGGAACGGGGAAUUCCUCCGGGUUGACCUGGUGGGCAAUGAUGCCCGGCACCCCCUACGAAGACAGUCCGCCACCUGUAGCCCCGACCUCGGCCCUCGCCUCGAUCCAGCAGAACUCGUCGGUAGGCUCGCACCAGCAGGCCCCGACACCAACUUCGCCAGGAGCACCAGCAUCGGCAGCGACAGCACCGCCAGUGCCCACGGCGAGCGCGAGUUCGACCUCGCCGAGCGCCUCCUCGGUCGCGAGCAACAGUGCAGCGGGCCCUCUUCACAUACCCGCGAAAAGGCUAACCGCAACUCCAGUGGGCUCAACCUACGGGGACGUGACUUGUGUCGAGCCCUCAGGAACGCCUGUAGGAGCAGGAGUGAUACGCCACUCGCACUCCUCGUCAGCCGGCUCCCAAGGCGGCUGGAGCUACAGUCCCCAUCACCCCCAGGACACCCACUACACCUCCUCAGCUGGUGCCGAAUCUCUAAAUCAUCACCAGGCGUACGGAGGCGCUAAUCCUCCCACCUACUACAACCUGGCAGCGGAUCCAUCCUCAACCUCCGGCUCCUCCAGGGACAACCGGAAGAGCAGCUCCGUUGGCUUCUGGUCGCCAGCGGCCACGUCAAUUGCCGGCUCUACCUCCGACUACAAGUCCUAUAAUUCGGGCGGCGUUGCAACGACAACCCCAUCGACCGGAGGCUCGUCCUCCGGUGCAGUCGGCACCACGGAUCCCACAGUGUCCUGUCAUCAGAGCUUCUCACAAAGUUGGUGCAACUACAGUCCCUAUACAACCGCAAGGCACCAUCAUCCCGUUGAUUCACUGGGCCACCAUCAUGCCCACUCGCAGGCCAGCGUUUCCUACCUUACACCAUCGGCUGCAGACGACCGGGGAAGGAUGGCUGCUGCAGCAAUGGUCGCCGAGACAUUUCCCCAUGACGGCUACAAUCCAAUCAGAAACUACGGCUCCGCCGAACCUGUCUCAUCCAGUCCUUACCCACCAUCAGUGGUAUGGGGUUCCUCCCCGCCCACCCUGUUUUCCGCAGGUACGUUGAGCGUCGGAGUGUCGGGAAUGUCAGUUGGAUGUGGUGCACCAGGCGUAUUGGAAUGGACCGGUCAACCGACAGUGCGCAAGAAACGCAAGCCCUACACAAAAUUUCAAACACUCGAAUUAGAAAAGGAAUUUCUCUACAAUGCCUAUGUGUCGAAGCAAAAACGUUGGGAAUUGGCGCGUAAUUUAAAUCUCACCGAGCGACAAGUGAAAAUAUGGUUUCAAAAUCGACGUAUGAAAAAUAAAAAAAAUAGUCAACGACAAACGCAACAGCAAAACAAUAAUAACAAUAGUAGCGCAAAUAAUCAGAAUCAUCAUGGUGCAGCGACAAGUCAUCAUCAUUCGAGUAGUGCGCACACACCAUCGAGUCAUCAUGUUGUUGGACAGGCGCACCACGCAAACGGUCCAGUGAAGCAUCAUCAGUGACCCUUGGCCUUCUCUGGGGUCGUUCUUGGCCACCAUCCCCAUAGCCAUAACACGUCCAUUCAUGGGGGCAGCCAUAGUUUGAUCGCAAGUCACAGCCAUAAUCUUCACACUCCACAACAGACGACAUCAUCACUACCCCAUACAUCAUCACACGUUGGACAAUCCUCGCACCAGUUGACUUCUCAUUUGGCUCAGCACCAUCCUGCUCUUCUUCACCAAUCCCCUCAUGGCCUGGCCGCCUGAAUUCUCAAAAAGUGGCCUGAGACUGAUGAUUGACUGCGGUCAUUGACCCCCCCAGAGAGAGAGACUUGUUUUGUCACAGCAGCUCAAAUUAAAGACUCUUGCCUCUCCGAUUUUUAAUUCACCCCUUCUUUACCCCCAUUUUAUCCAUUCUGCUCUGUAACCUCCGAGAAACAGUGUAGUAAGUAGUACAACUAAUUAUUGAACAAAAAAUUAUGUAUAGGGAGUGUGUGCGCAAAAGUCUUAAUUGGUCAAAAUUGACCCCAAAAAAAAAGGACGUGUCGAGUUGUGUCAAAAAUAAAAGCAGUGCAAUGCGCGACACCUCCAAGCAAUCUGUCCAACCCGUAACACGAUAGUAUUCCUCCAUGCAUGUAAAAUUAAACAAAAAAACAUAAUUAGUGUCACUUAGUGUUUCCUAACCCUCUAUUACUUUUUUGGACUCACAUAGUCGGUUCGAAAAAAAAGGCUGGCAGAUCUUUUUAGGGCGAAAAAUUUCCUAAAGUUGGUAGUGCUCUCUUAGUAUACUCUUGGUACCCAAAUCCGAUAUUCGGAAUUCGGACUACAAUCUAAAUCGAUUAUAUUAGUAAAUAAUCAACUAUUUAUCGUUACUAUUUUCGAUUACUCUAAACAAAAGAUGCAAAACACAAAAACCAAGAUGUAAACUUUAUGGAGCACGAUUUAGUUAGCUUAAAAUUAUUAAGAUUGCGUGAACGGUGCAUUAUUUGUUAAGUUGCGACUAAUUUUCCCUCCAAACGAAAAUUUUUGUACGGUCCACUUUGGAAAGCCAAAUCAAAAAAAAGUUGCACCCAAAGUUUAUAAGUGUUUUAUACGUAAGUGUUUUUUAUCUUUGAUUGAAAAUCAAAGAGUAUUUUUGUUUAUUUUUUUUUUUUUGAAUAAAGAAUGUUUUUUGACCACACUUUAGGAAAUUUGCUCCAAAGAGGAAGAUUUAUAGUAAAAUAAAACUGAUCCAGCCUUUUGUUUAUUAUAAUAGAAAUUUAAUGAUUAUAAAGAAAGCGAAAUACAAUUUAAAAUGAAAAGAAAAAUUAGAAAUUUUGAAAAAAGUGAAAAGUUAGCUUCUUAAGAAGACAUAAGAAAAAAAAACAUCGUAAUCGUCGCCUAAAAAAAGAAUCGCAAUUACUGUAGUACCUAUAUGAUUCUUAAUUGUAUUGUAAAGAAGAAGAAGAAGAAAUAAAUAAAUUUAGAUUAAAUGUACCUACAGUCAGCGGAAUGUGCGGAAACUUUGAGCCGAAUUGUAGAAUUUCGGAACUUGGACAUGUAGCACCUUAGGGAAAUUUUCAAAGCUCCUCUUUUUAAUUGUGAUUCCUGAUUAGUACUUAAGGAGUACGUUUAUAAUUGUCGUACUCGAAUGAAUAACGGAAUCUGUUCAGUUCAAAUUUCACUAAUUUCAUUAAUUUUACUAAUUUUACUAACUUUACUUUUAGUCAAAUUUGAGUUUUAGUUGAAACUAAUUUGGUAAAAUUAGUAAAAUUUUAUAAUUUAGUAAUUUAACAUUAAUCGCCACGCUCGAUCCGCUCGAUCGGUGAGUAAUUUUCCAGAACAUCCUAAGGGUCGAUUGUAUAAUUUCAUUUCUACUUUGACUUUCAUUUUCACUCUCAUUUUUGCUUUCACUUUGACAGCUUUUUAUUUUCACUUUCAUUUGUCCUUUCACUUUAAAGAAUGUUUAUUUUUUGCUUUUAUUUUCAG
Molecule: messenger RNA, 4603 nt
Organism: Leptopilina heterotoma
Lineage: Eukaryota; Metazoa; Arthropoda; Insecta; Hymenoptera; Figitidae
Product: homeobox protein abdominal-B-like
Exons: 2
Coding region: 1184-2659 (491 amino acids)
Biological process (GO): regulation of transcription by RNA polymerase II
Cellular component (GO): nucleus
Molecular function (GO): DNA-binding transcription factor activity, RNA polymerase II-specific; RNA polymerase II cis-regulatory region sequence-specific DNA binding
Source: RefSeq, a predicted model, not a curated record